Molecule: messenger RNA, 996 nt
Organism: Vicia villosa (hairy vetch)
Lineage: Eukaryota; Viridiplantae; Streptophyta; Magnoliopsida; Fabales; Fabaceae
Product: extensin-2-like
Exons: 1
Coding region: 1-996 (331 amino acids)
Source: RefSeq, a predicted model, not a curated record
AUGGGAACAUCAGUUGGGUUGAGGCAUUGGCCUCUACUAAUCUAUACAAUUGCAUUUUGCUUAAUUGUGAGCAUUGUAGCUGCUGCUGAUGAUUAUAAGCCUUACUUUAAAAGCCAACCAAACAAUUACUAUCCAACACCAACAAGUUAUGAAAGAAGACAGCCACCAUCUUCACCACCACCUCCAUAUGUCGAUAUAUUCCCACCAAGUUACUACAAGUCUCCACCCCCGCCAUCUAAAUCACCACCACCUCCUUAUGUCGACGUAUUCCCACCAAGUUCCUACAAGUCUCCACCUCUGCCAAUUAAAUCUCCACCACCACCUUAUGUUGACGUAUUUCCACCAAACUACUACAAGUCUCCACCCCCACAGUUUAAAUCACCACCACCUCCUUAUGUCAAUGUAUUCCCACCAAAUUACUACAGGUCUCCACCUCCUUCGUAUAAAUCACCACCACCUCCUUACGUAGACGUAUUCCCACCAAGUUACUACAAGUCUCCACCCCCACAGUUUAAAUCACCACCACCUCCUUAUGUCAAUGUAUUCCCACCAAAUUACUACAGGUCUCCACCUCCUUCGUAUAAAUCACCACCACCUCCUUACGUAGACGUAUUCCCAUCAAGUUACUACAAGUCUCCACCCCCGCCAUCUAAGUCACCACCACCUCCUUACGUAGACGUAUUCCCACCAAGUUACUACAAGUCUCCACCCCCGUCGUCUAAAUCACCACCGCCUCCUUAUGUCGAUGUAUUCCCACCUAGUGACUACAAGUCUCCACCCCCACUUUAUAAAUCACCACCACCUCCUUACGUAGACGUAUUCCCACCAAGUUACUACAAGUCUCCUCCACCCCCGCCGUCUAAAUCACCACCGCCUCCUUAUGUCGACGUAUUCCCACCAAGUUCCUACAAGUCUCCACCUCCUCCAUCUAAAUCACCACCGCCUCCUUAUGUCGACGUAUUCCCACCAACUGACUCACUAGUACAAAAAUGUUAA